GCCUCUCGCAACAACAACAACAUCGUCUGCAGUUUUCUCUUCGGCUUCCCUCUCUUAUAACAGGCUUUUUCACCGCCAUUAACGCAAGAAUUGCCCCGAAUUCGUCCAUUAUGUACAGGGCUCGUCACCCUGAUGCUCGCGGGGCACGAGGGGUUGGUGGUCACCCUAUGCAGUAUGUUAGACGUCCUGUGAGAGAACAAGUUCGAGAGUCCAUCCCAGCAGUAGUCAUUGGGGUCAUCCUUAUUUUGGUCGGCAGUGGUGUUCUCUUCUGGAAUGAGGGGCGUGCAGUACAAACAUCUCGUAGUUUGGACGAGGGAUAUAAUGCUGUCAUAAAAGUACAGAAUUCUACCAAACUAUAUGAAGAAAAUAACCAUAAGCUUGUUUAUGUGUGGGGUCCUCUGUCAGUCUCGCCCCCCCUUGCAGACGACUACUACGGUGUUGAAAUUAGUGCCGUCAGGUUGAAGAGAAGGGUGCAGAUGUACCAGUGGAUUGAGGAAGAAUCGUCAAUUCGAUCGGAGGAUUCGCCUGACAUGCCUGCCGAUACCUCAUAUUCAUAUUCCUUUGCCUGGCGAGAUAAAGUUGUCGAUAGCUCUUCAUUCAACAUCCCAUGGGGUCAUGAGAAUCCAACGUCGAUCCCAGUACCAGCUGUGGUGCAAGUUGCAGAGACAGCCAAAGUUGGUAUUUACCACCUGAGUCCUGCAGGCAAGGAUAAGUUUACAGAGUUCAUACCUUUCUCUGGUGAUGAACAGCCUGAAGGAGACGAUAUCAAACUGCAUGGAGGAAUGUACUAUAUCACCCGAGACAUAUUUAACCCUGACAUUGGAGAUUUAAGGGUCCAGUUUUACUAUGCUUGUCGGGCUGGUGAAAUGGUGAGUGUUGUGGGCCAGCAGAUAGGUGAGACUCUCCAUCCUUACCUCACAAGCAAUGGGAAUGAGCUACUGAUUGUUCGCACAGGGAAACACACCGUGGAGGAGAUGUUCUCCUCUGAGCAUGCCCAGAACCGCUUCCUGACUUGGAAUUUGCGGUUGGCUGGGUGGUUCUUGAUGUUCAUCGGACUGACCUGCGUCUCAAAUAUUGUCCAUUCUCUUAUAAUAUGCUCGCCUCUUCUGAGAGACGUGGUAGCACUGGGUCUGGGAUCUGCCAACCUGACUCUGAGUAUGUCCACCUCCCUCGUGAUCAUCGGAGGGGCUUGGUGCAUCUAUCGCCCAGGCUUGGCUCUACUCAUCCUCGUGGUGGCUGCGCUUCCUUUCAUCCGUGCUGCCGUCAAACAUCAGUCAACCGUUGGGCAUUCAAGGAGGCCCAAUGGAUACAGGCGAAGCUCAGCAGACUGAAAAGUUGCAGUUUCCAAAGUGGUUUCAGAUGUGUGAUGUUUUUUAUUUGUUUGUUUUUGUUUGUUGAUGUCAGAAUUUAGUCUGUAUUAAAAGUGCCAAAGAUUUUAACUCUAUGAGUAAGACUGUACCCUCAUUGAUUAAAAGAUUUUUAAUGUUGUGCUGGUAUGAAUGUUUUUUUUUACUUAGGUCAUCAGUGUUAAAUGAAAGACUUUAUGAAAUUAAUAGGCAUAAAGGACCUCAGUGGAGUCUAAAGUACUUAAUUUAUUUUGUAGUUUUACAUAUUUGUGAUAAUCAUAGGGAAGUGGUUGGAAUCCCAAUAACCUAAUGUUUUCCACAGUUUUAUACCGUACAUGUUCAAAGGUAGAAUUUUUCUAUGGUGUUGUAAACUAAAAAAUAAUCAUCCCACAUUAGGUUGCAGUUUGUGGAAAUUUAUUUCAAAUCAAAUAGAUAUAGGUUUUGUGUGUGUUAUGAGCACAGUUUUUAUGCUCAAGUUUUACAUUUUCCUGAUGUAUUUUUGUCUUCUUUGUAUUUACAUAUUAGGUAUAUAGAUAUAAUAUAUUUCAAUUUUCUUCAUAUAGAUUUGGUAAGGCUAAGGAACCAAGUGUAGCUGCAAUAUAAAUGUUUCUUUUAAUUGGUAAUUGUUCCUUGUAUGUGUAUGUGUAUAUUGUAUAGUAUUAUUUCAAUCAUGAUCUUCACUCAUGAUUCAGAAGCAAUGUUUGUAAUUAGUCAAUAAUGUGGACCAAGUUUGUCUGUAGUAUUUACAUGAAUAUUAGUGUAAAUAUUUAAAGAGACAAGUAGAUUAGUUCAUCAUUAUUUAGUAUCAUUUAUCUAGAUAAUAUCUACCAAUUUUAGUCUAGAAAUUAGUUCUUAGUUAAACCAUUAAUGUCAGGUGGGCAUGUAGACAUAUCCUUCCUGCUAAUUUCAUUAAUUUUGUUUACAUGUAGAUGGCUUUGCAAGUGCAUAACCCCAAAGGAAUUAGUUAUUAAGAGUAUUUGAUCUCACCUUCCUUGAAUUUUUAGAAGGAAAAAUUAUGAUAUUUGAGCAGUAUUGGUAUAUUCAAGAAGGUUCUAAAAGUAAUAAUAACAAUGAUUUGCUAUUAGAAAUCAAACUUUUCCUUAAAAAUUAUUGGAAUGUGGUGAACAUAUAAGGUCAGGGUAGGCCUAUUAAUUGACUUCAUUGUGAUGAAGUGUUUGUAAAGCUAUUUGUGUGUAACCAAAAUUGACAAAAAACUGUAGUGGAGAAUGGGUCAAAUUUAGUAUUACUCCUUUUAAAUACUACAGUACCAAUUGUUACUUAAAAGAUCUUUGAUAAUGUUUUAUCUUCAUGUGAUUUCUCCUUAUGUAUAUUGUUGUCAUUUGUAAAAUCAUUAGGGAAGUAAGUUUUCCAAAUUAUUAUAUUAUUCUCAUAGAAAGAAAAAUGAAGUAAAAAAUAUUCUCAUGGUUACUGGAUAAUAUACAAUCAUUCCUUGGUAUUUGCAAGUGAAGAGUCUUUCCAGUUGCAGUUUCCAGGGUUUUUGUGUGUGUGUGUGUGUGUGUGUGUGUGUGUGUGUGUGUGUGUGUGUGUGUGUGUGUGUGUGUGUGUGUGUGUGUGUGUGUGUGUGUGUGUGUGUGUGUGUGUGUGUGUUCUUUUAUUAAAAAAUGUGUUUGUAAUUACUCAACACCUUGAUGUUGUCUCUCUCUUUUGCAGAGUGAUAUUACAGUAUAGUCUGUGUUUUAAGAAACAGAUUUUUUAACUAUAUUUUUGAUGUUUGUGAUUAACAUGUGGUUGUGAAGCUCUUUUACAUAACAGAAGAAAGAGUAUUUUGCUUUCUAAUUUUCAUAUAUAUAUAUGUUCCAAGUUAAACUUAUAAGGAGUAACUAGUGAAUCUCCACACUUUUAUGAUGUACAGAUUUUGUCUAUUCCGAAUGCUAUGUUAGAUUUUGUAAAUCAUGGAGGAUUGAGACUUGUAAAUACUUAGUCUAUGUAUUGCUGUUUAUAUGAUGACAAUUUUCGAUAUGUGCCAGAAGAGAGGAAAGUAAGAAGGCAAAAAGAUAUGUAAAAAUGCUAGUCAGAUAAACAGGUGCUCAUUUUGUAUGGAGAUAGUAUGGGAAAUUGGCACUGGUAUCCCCAAUUAAACAAGAUUAAAAUGUUAUUUGUCAUGUUUAAUCAUACAUUAAUUUAUUCUUAUUAAGUGAGAAUACAAAUAUAGUAUCACAUACAAAGGUGAAUUGAAGCACAGCACAGUAAUAAGGAGAGUGAUGAACCAAAUGAGUUUUUCUCUCCUUUAUCAUUGUGGCUGUGUUUUGUCUCAGUCAGUAGAUUCUGCUGAUGUUUUUAUUGAAUUCUGUAAAUACUAAGAAAUUUAGUCUUACUGGUCAAAAUAUAUAAUUAUGUAAGGCAAUGAAUAUGGGUUAAGAAAAUUUGUUAUGGUUGUGAAAGCAGUACAUGAAACUUGUUUAAUGGUUUAUAACAACAUACAUUAUAAGUACAUAUUUGCAUAUAAGUAUGUCAAGACACACACACACACACAUACACACUCACACUCACUCUCACUCUCACUCUCACUCUCACUCUCUCUCUCACUCUCUCUCUCUCUCUCUCUCUC
Messenger RNA from Penaeus indicus, 3915 nucleotides. RefSeq names its product transmembrane protein 43 homolog (gene Tmem43). The transcript is spliced from 8 exons. The record is from RefSeq and is a predicted model, not a curated record. Gene Ontology annotation, cellular component: nuclear envelope; nuclear inner membrane. The coding region runs from base 111 to 1331 and encodes 406 amino acids. NCBI's taxonomy places the organism in Eukaryota, Metazoa, Arthropoda, Malacostraca, Decapoda, Penaeidae. Gene Ontology annotation, biological process: lipid metabolic process; nuclear membrane organization.